Messenger RNA from Formica exsecta, 384 nucleotides. Its product is annotated as lamin-C-like. The coding region runs from base 10 to 384 and encodes 124 amino acids. The transcript has 2 exons. Lineage: Eukaryota; Metazoa; Arthropoda; Insecta; Hymenoptera; Formicidae. The record is from RefSeq and is a predicted model, not a curated record.
ACUUGGGAAAUGUCCAACAUCGAGGCCGUACUCUCUAACAAACUGAAGCUGCUCGACGAGGCGGACACGAAACGCGUCACGCUCGAGCUCAAUAUCAAACGCUUGCGGGAUGAUAACGAAGAUCUCAAGAACAAAUUGGAGAAGAAGACAAAGAAUUUGCAGAUAGCAGAACGAAAUGCAAUGAUACAUGAAAAAGGCUCCAGUGAUUUGCAAUCGUGGGCGAAGUGCAACACACUUACGGAGAUAGAAAGUCGUUCAAAGCAAUUGAAAGCAUUGCUCGCUUUGAAACAUCAGGUGAUGAAGAUGCAAGUCGAUUUUGCAAGCGUUAUCAUAUCACGUGUCUUAUGCGUAUCGUGGAAAAGCCCUAUAAAGGGAAGCAUAUAG